This is a messenger RNA of Chiloscyllium plagiosum (whitespotted bambooshark), 725 nucleotides long. The record is from RefSeq and is a predicted model, not a curated record. Lineage: Eukaryota; Metazoa; Chordata; Chondrichthyes; Orectolobiformes; Hemiscylliidae.
AAAGAUGUGAAUGGGUGUUGUGGCCGGCUGUCGGGCCAGGCUCAGUGAGCUCUCCAGGUGCUGCUACUGCUGGGCGAAGGGAGGGCACAAACACGCACAGGAUGAGAGGAGACGAUCCGCUCGCUGGCAUGAGGAACCUGAAACGGUUCAGCGAAAGAGCUACUGCCUGCAAUUUUUUCCUACUUGGGGCUGCAGACUUUCGCGAUCCAAAUGAUCACAUCCUCUCGCAGGAAGACUUCGACGAGAUAACCGACUUCAACGAUCUCCCGACCUCACUCUUUGCCUGUAACGUACAUCAGUCUGUUUUUGAAGAAGAACAAGCAAAGGAGAAAUUUGAGGCACUAUUCUUGGCCUAUGAUGACCAUGCCACAUUCCAACUGUUUAAAAGUUUCAGACGUGUACGAAUUAACUUCAGCAAUCCUAAAGUAGCAGCCCGUGCCAGAAUAGAGCUCCAUGAAACAAAGUUCAAUGGGAAAAAGCUAAAACUCUACUUUGCACAGGUUCAAAAUCAAGGUCCAGAUGGAGACAAUCUGCACCUUGCCCCUCCACAGCCAGCAAAACAAUUCCUCAUCUCCCCUCCAGCAUCACCGCCUGUGGGUUGGCAGCAAAUUGAUGAUGCCACACCAAUCAUCAACUAUGAUCUUCUCUAUGCAGUGGCAAAACUAGGACCUGAUAAUGGAAAACAGCUUGAGAAAACUGCCAUUGUGUAACCAAUAGGAUUCCUG